Molecule: messenger RNA, 948 nt
Organism: Guillardia theta CCMP2712
Lineage: Eukaryota; Cryptophyceae; Pyrenomonadales; Geminigeraceae
Exons: 9
Coding region: 1-948 (315 amino acids)
Source: RefSeq, a predicted model, not a curated record
AUGUGGACGAAGCUCGUUGCAGGAGGAAAGAUAUCAUCGGAAACGAGCUUUGAGGGCACGAGGCUGAGGUACGGGCUGCGGAUGGACGCGCGCGGCGGGAUCGAGGAGUUUGUGGAGGAUGCAGAGGAGGGAGGGGAGAGCGACGGGAGCUGGUCCAACUGCCGCUCGCUCUACAAGGAAGACAGGGGCGUCAUGGUCAAGCUUGUCAGCAGCCGCCGCCUCCGCCCACCAGCCGCGUUCAAUCGCAGCCAACGUCGGGUGUUCCCGCCACACGACGACUCCUGCUCGCUCUGCUACGGAGCCAUCAGCCUCCCCCUGCGAGAGAAGGCGGCAGUCGUCGCCCUCCCCGAGGAGAGCGGGGGGAGGAGGUGGGACUUCCACUACAACAUCGCUCCGAUCGAGUCGAGAGGACAUUUCUUGGUGGUCCCUGACAUGACCAAGGAGGACAACUGCAGGGAGCAGAAGCUGCUCUUGAGAGACUGUAUCGACAUGGCAUGGAAGCAAGACUACGUGUACAUCGUGGAGGGAGCGAGGGAGCGAGAAGGAACGUGGCAAUUUGGCGAAGUCUCAGUCAGAGAGCUCGAGUACCCUGCCUUCUGCGUGAAGAUCAGCAACGAAAACCCUCCGGAGCACGUAGGAAAAGUCGUUCAUACCAUUUUGGAGGCUGCGAGUGAAGACCCCGACCUCUCUUGGAACCUGGUCUUCUCCAAUGGCUACAUCUACCUCUUCCUCCGCAUCAGCGAGGUCGCCCCUGUUUCGCUCCCAGGAUUCGCCUUCGGGUGCAACCAAAUGAUGGGGUUCUGGAACGUGGACACGGAAGAUCAGUUCGAUAUGGUGAACUACGACACUGUUAUGAGAGCGCUGGAGGAGACGUCGGUCGCCUCCUCGCGAGGGCGGGACGUGAUCUCAAGAGCCCAGGGGAUGUUUCAAACUGCCAGUAGCCAGUGA